CGCCUCUCCUGCGCCCUCCCCGCCGCGAUGCCGCCGCCGUGUCCCCGCGGGGCCCUGCCCGGGGCCUCCCUGCUCCUGCUGCUGCUGCUGCUGCCGCUGCUGUGCGCGGCGCCCGAUGUUUCAAGGGGAAAUAAGCUUAAACUGAUGCUUCAGAAACGAGAAGCCCCUGCUGCUGCUGCUGAGAAGCCGGAGGUGUCAGUGAAAGAAGCAGCAGCCAAGGAGUUCCUGAGCAGCCUGAGGCGGCAGCGGCGGCAGCUGUGGGACAGGAGCCAGCCCGACGUGCAGCAGUGGUACCAGCAGUUCCUGUACCUGGGCUUCGAUGAGCAGAAAUUCGAAGAUGACCUCUCCUACUGGACAAACCUGGGGCGUGCUCGUAAUGAGUAUUACGGUGGGCACUACCAGCACCACUACGAUGAAGAUGCUCCCAUUGGCCCUCGGAACCCACACGCCUUCAGGCACGGGGCAGGCGUCAACUACGACGAUUACUGAUGCCAUUUACCCUACUGCAGCCUAUAGGGCUGCACUGGCUGAGGCUGAGCCCUCCCUCAGUCAGGAUGACCCUGCUUUUUCUUCUAUUCAAGUCAAACAGAAAGAGUAAAGGAACUGCCAGACUUUGAUGAAAGCAACAUGACUUUUUUAAACUAUCAUUACUUAGUAGUACACUAUAUAUAAAAAGAGUUAUAGAAAUAAAGCUUUUUUGAUAAUCAGGUUGCCAUUAUUUAGUAGACUUCAUAACAGCAAGUUUAAUUCCAACUGUAUUAUUACAGAUUCCUUUUUAAAGGGCUUUUUCUCUUGCUGUCCUACAAUCAAUUGUAAAAUUACAUUAUAUCAUCUACUUUGGCAUAUAGAAUACAUAAUAUUAGCCAGUACAUUUAAGAUGUGCCUUCCCAUUCACAUUUCUAUUAACAAAUAAAUCCAAUUACUCUUGGGAGAAAAGAAAAAAAAAGGUUUCCUGUCAAUUGAAGUGCUGCUUUGUUGCCUCCUCUGCCGUUUCCAUACCCACAGCGUGCAGCCCUCCAAGCCUGACAUGGCAGUGCUGCAGCUCCUGUUGGG
Melozone crissalis (California towhee) is the source of this 1053-nucleotide messenger RNA. It is a transcript of the gene ECRG4, whose product is annotated as ECRG4 augurin precursor. Gene Ontology annotation, biological process: G1 to G0 transition; anaphase-promoting complex-dependent catabolic process; cellular senescence. Bases 28 to 489 code for a protein of 153 amino acids. Lineage: Eukaryota; Metazoa; Chordata; Aves; Passeriformes; Passerellidae. The transcript is spliced from 4 exons. The record is from RefSeq and is a predicted model, not a curated record.